AUGGGAAAGUACAACCUUGUUCAGAAGUUGGGGCAAGGAACUUUUGGGUGUGUUUGGAAGGCCAUAAAGAGGUCAACUCAGGAAGUGGUGGCUGUAAAGAAACUGAGAGAUAUAAUGCAUAAUGAUUGUAACAAGCAUUUGUUUAGGAAAGAAGCAGAGUGUUUGGGCUCCUUCAACCACCCAAACAUUCUGAAGCUGCAUGACACUUACAAGGAAGGUGGGCAUCUGCAUAUGGUGUUAGAACACAUGGAAACAGAUGUAUUCAACAUGAUUAACAGAAGACUGAGACCUUUUCCUGAAACAAAAGUAAGAAGGCUCUGUUAUCAGGUCUUAAAAGGCCUGUCAUACAUGCAUGGGCAGGGGUACUGCCACUGUGAUCUGAAGCCUGAAAAUUUGCUGUUUAGUAAGAACACUGUGAAAAUUGCAGACAUGGGUCAUGCAAUCAACAUGAGAGAGAGUAAAAAGAAGGGAGAGCCCCUUCAUCCAUAUGUUGUUUCAAGGCCCUACAGAGCCCCUGAACUCCUGCUUAAAUCCUCCUCCUAUGACUUUGCCAUUGAUAUGUGGUCUGUGGGAGUCAUUAUGGCUCAGCUAUACAGUGUUCAUCCAAUCUUUUCAGAUUCUUCUGAUCCACAAGAACAACUUUACAACAUAUGCUCUGUUAUAGGAUGCCCAACUCGGGAUACCUGGCCUCAAGGGCUAAAACUAGCAGAUUCAAUGGGUUACAAGUUCCCAAAGGAAUUUGAAGGCAUUGAUUGUCAUCGUAAUCUGCAGAAGUUGAUGCCCAAUGCGAGUGAGGAUGCCAUCGAUCUGGUUAAACGUUUGUGCUCGUGGGAUCCUAAAGACAGACCCACUGCAGAUGAAGCACUGAAUCAUCCUUUUUUCAACGUUUUUAGCAUACAUCCAAAUACAAAAUGUUUUGUGGGCCUGAAGAAUGACAAGAGUCUGCAGAGUUUGGCAUCUGACGGCUUGAGAAGUUGUCAGAGUGGGAAGAAUGGCCAGAGUCGGCAGAGUUUGGCAUCUGAUGGCUUGAGAAGUUUUCAGAGUGGGAAGAAUGGCAAGAGUCGGCAGAGUUUGGCAUCUGAUGGCAAGAGUCGGCAGAGUUUGGCAUCUGAUGGCAAGAGAAGUUGUCAGAAUGGGAAGAAUGGCCAGAGUCGGCAGAGUUUGGCAUCUGAUGGCUUGAGAAGUUUUCAGAGUGGGAAGAAUGGCAAGAGUCGGCAGAGUUUGGCAUCUGAUGUCUUGAGAUGUUGUCAGAGUGGGAGGCAACAACAGCUCAAAGGGAAAGAUUUUGGUAGCAUUUUAACAGAUUGCAGUCGACCUGUUUGGAGGCCAUGA
Molecule: messenger RNA, 1332 nt
Organism: Cryptomeria japonica (Japanese cedar)
Lineage: Eukaryota; Viridiplantae; Streptophyta; Pinopsida; Cupressales; Cupressaceae
Product: cyclin-dependent kinase F-4-like
Exons: 1
Coding region: 1-1332 (443 amino acids)
Biological process (GO): intracellular signal transduction; protein phosphorylation
Cellular component (GO): nucleus; cytoplasm
Molecular function (GO): protein serine/threonine kinase activity; ATP binding
Source: RefSeq, a predicted model, not a curated record